Sinocyclocheilus anshuiensis is the source of this 2025-nucleotide messenger RNA. RefSeq names its product neuropilin and tolloid-like protein 2. The transcript has 10 exons. Gene Ontology annotation, molecular function: ionotropic glutamate receptor binding. The record is from RefSeq and is a predicted model, not a curated record. Lineage: Eukaryota; Metazoa; Chordata; Actinopteri; Cypriniformes; Cyprinidae. The annotation marks the transcript as partial. Gene Ontology annotation, cellular component: postsynaptic density.
UCACAAGAGCAAAAGUGUUCAGUGAAAGUGGAAGUGCAUGAGGCCUUGGUUCUGCUUAUCCUGAUAGAGGAGGGUUUUGCAUUGGCUCAGAAAACUCAAGCUUUGCCUCAGAAUGUGGCUGUUGAGGAUAAGAAACCCGCUCACUGUGGAACUUUGAUCCAGACGGCAAAUGGAGGAUCAUUCAGUUCACCAAACUACCCCAACACUUACCCGCCAAACAAGGAGUGCGUGUACAUACUGGAGGCCCAUCCACGGAAGAGAAUACAACUUGUCUUCGGUGACAUCUACUACAUCGAGCCGUCCUUUGAGUGCCGCUUUGAUAACAUUGAAAUCCGUGAUGGGCCGUUUGUUUUCUCUCCGUUGAUUAAUCGGUACUGUGGGGCAAAGAGUCCAGGAAUUGUCACCUCCUCCGGACGCUUCAUGUGGAUCAGGUUUAUCAGUGAUGAGGAGCUGGAGGGACUGGGCUUCAGGGUGGAGUAUUCAUAUACUGCAGAUCCUGACUUUCAUCUCCAUAUUGGGGGACUCUUGAAUCCCAUUCCAGACUGCCAGUUUGAAAUGUCUGGAUCAGAUGGUAUAAUCAGAUCUAGUCAAGUUGAGGAGGAAAAUAAGGUGAAAUCAGGGGAAGCACUGGAUUGUAUUUGGACCAUACGAGCUCCACCGAUGUCUAAGAUCUAUCUCCGCUUUCUGGAAUAUCAGUUGGAGAACUCAAAUGAGUGUAAGAAGAACUUUGUUGCAAUCUAUGAAGGCAGUAAUGCCAUUGAAGAUCUAAAGGCCAAGUUCUGCAGCACCGUUGCCAACGACAUCACGCUUGACAACGCUGUGGGUGUGGUCAGAAUGUGGGCAGACGAGACCAGCAAACUGAGCCGCUUCCGUAUGCUCUUCACGGUCUUUGCUGAACCUCGAUGUUUGGCCAACACAUUCUUCUGUCACAGCAACAUGUGCAUCAACAACACUCUGGUUUGUAAUGGUGUUCAAAAUUGUGUGUUUCCCUGGGAUGAGAACAACUGUAAAGAAAAGAAGUCUAAAAGUUUCUUCCAACAGAUGAGUAAAACUCAUAGCACUGUGAUUGGAGUGGCGUCUGGUGUGGUCUUGCUUCUUCUCAUCAUAUCUGUAUUUAUACAGAUGAAGCAGCCAAGAAAAAAGGUUUUGAGCCGUAAAGGUUUGCUCAGCGCUGCAGAGAUGCAGGAGGUGCUGGAGCCUCCUCAGUACGAGCUGUUCUCCAUGCAGGAAGCGGAGCUGCCGGAGGAGCUGUCGGAGGAGCUGGAGAGUCUGCAGAAACUCCGCCGCUCCUCCAGCGUGUCCCGUUGCGUCCACAAGCAUCACUGUGGUGCUCCGAGCAGCGCUGCCUCCAUUGUCAUGGCAAGCAGAGUGCAUCGUCUCUUGCAGGCGUCUGAUGAGAUGAGUACGGUUGUUGGGGCCAGAGGCUGGGGCAGUUUCCACGGACGCAGGAGCAGCUCACACUCGCACCCUUUCACGCACGACCCACGCGCUCACGCUUACAGUGCGCAGAGUCUGCGAGAGGCACUGGACGAUGAGGAGCUGGGGUUGGAGGGACAGGUGAUGGAGGAGAUCACCUACAAUGAUUUUAUCACCCGUGGACGCAACAUCGUGAUGGUACGUAACCAUGCCAACCCUGUCCAACAGCGCUCCCUCUCUAUGGACUUCUGAGAGGAGCGGAAGUCAUGUGAAAAAAUUUAAUAAUAUAAUUCAUAGCUGUAAAUGUUCACAUUUGCCCACACCUUUUUUUUUUUGCUAUUUUAUUUCAACGUUUUUCUUAUCAUUCUCAGUACCUCCUUUGCCCUUCCUAUACUUGAUUUCAAGCCAAGUCCAGUAUUUUUUAUUGGUGUUAUUCUCAUUUCUCAAAACCAUAUUAUAUAAAAUAGAGAUGUAGGUCAGGACUUUUAUCACACCUGCCAGUGGUGGGUGAAUUGGUGGUAAAUAUCUCUUACUGGUCAUGAGAUGGUAUUUUGGAUUAUUUUUUGCUUAUUACAUUUUUUUCUCAUGAUUCCUUAGCCAUUAGUCCAU